This is a messenger RNA of Trachymyrmex cornetzi, 914 nucleotides long. Its product is annotated as angiotensin-converting enzyme-like. The transcript has 3 exons. Gene Ontology annotation, molecular function: metallopeptidase activity; peptidyl-dipeptidase activity. The coding region runs from base 159 to 599 and encodes 146 amino acids. The record is from RefSeq and is a predicted model, not a curated record. Lineage: Eukaryota; Metazoa; Arthropoda; Insecta; Hymenoptera; Formicidae. Gene Ontology annotation, cellular component: plasma membrane. Gene Ontology annotation, biological process: proteolysis.
GAAGUGGGAAAGUUCCAUAAAAGAUAACGUGCCUUGCUCCCGGAGGUCAGUUGACGAUUGAGAAGCGGUUACGUAUCCUGUCAGCUACGGAGAAUAUUCGUGAAACUCUUCAUUAAAAUUUAAUUAUUUCUAAAAACCGUAAAAAUCGGAAAAUCGGUAUGCUGCACCUAAUCUUGGUAGCAGCAGUUGUAACUCUAGUGGCAGCCAAACCAACGAUCGAAGACACAGUAGAUAUCAGCAAAAAUCACGAAACUACCGACGAUCUUCUGAAAAGCGCUCACGAACUCUUGAAACGAACCGACGCAGAGUAUGCAAAAUGGGAUAAUAAACAGAGUAUCACCGCAUGGAAUUACGCAUCGAAUCUAAUAAAUGAGAAUCUGACAGUAACGGUAGAGGGGGCAAACGUUACCAAACAUAUUAUUGAAAGAGUGAAGACCGUACCUUGGAGAGACUUUGACGAUGAAUCUAUGAAGAGACAGUUCUACAAGCUCGGUAUACUCGGUGGCGCCGCUCUCUCUGAAGAAGUAAACAUAUAUUGGAGUUCUAACGAAUUUGAGAUGACGGAGAGUAAAAUGGAAAACAUCUAUAGCACCGUAUGAAGCCACUGUAUUUACAACUGCAUGCUUACGUACGGCGCGAGCUUAGGAAGAAAUACGGCGAAGACAUCGUCUCCAAGGACGGCCCGAUCCCAGCGCAUCUCUUUAGUACAGUCAAAUUAGACGGAAAACGAGCGUUAUCUCGGAACCGGUUCAACCAACUCGGAUUUUAAUGUUUUUUUUUAAAUGUCACAAAUUAAAAAUACUAAAACCUUUAUAGGUUAAAAAUCGCCGCUUUUUACAGGAAAUUUUUUAAAAUUGAAAAAACUAAAAUUGAACGAUAAAUCGAUAUUUAACGCGCUACCAUGUAUUCUAUCG